AACAUAACAAUCAUGUGACUGUGUCUUUUGAGUAUGGUUUUGUUCAAAGUGAAACUACUGAUACAAAAAAAGGGAAAAUUAUCUCUGUAGUAAUUGUUACUUUCCGGCCUUUCUUUAGUAACAUUUAGUUGAAAAACACCAUGACGAGUACUGUGAAGCUACGGAAUAAAUUAAACAAUGUCGUUUCCAGUAAUAAUGCUGCGAACGAAAGAACUCCACUAUUACAACCUUCAGACACUGGAUUACUUAUUACAAACGAACAUUGUAGCACUGACUCCUUGCUAUUUUCUGAAAGUUUGAAUUCUCUCGUGGAAAGUCAUCCUAAUCGGAAAAUAUCAGUUGGAAUGUCUAACUUGCUGUCUCAAAAAUAUGAAAGUCUUGACUAUGACAUUUGUGAAAAUACCUUGUUUGUUACAGAACAAACUGAUGCUCAAUCUAAGUUAAUAACAGAAAACAGUAAAGGAUGCCUGCCUUAUCUACAGUGCUUGAAUACAAUCACAAGGAUUGCUAUAAUGCGGUGGUUUGUAAUAUUUUUGAUAGGAAUUCUUACUGCGUCCAUUGCCAUUCUCAUCACAAUAGCAAUAGAGGAAAUAUCAAAGUAUAAAUUUGCAUUUUUAAAGAAUUGUGUGGAUGAAUGUAAUGAUAACAAAUGCCUGUUCAAAACAUAUUAUUUCUGGCUUCUAUUUUCAGCAGUUCCUGUAGCUUUUGGAUCAUUCUUGGUGGUUUUUGUUGCACCUGUUGCAGCGGGAAGUGGAAUUCCUGUCAUCAAAUGUUACUUAAAUGGUGUAAAAGUACCAGAAGUUGUUAGAUUAAAGACUUUGAUAGUUAAAGCUGUAGGUGUAGUUACAUCCGUUAUUGGAGGUCUUGCAGUAGGAAAGGAAGGACCAAUGGUCCAUUGUGGUGCAGUUAUUGCUGCUGGAAUAUCACAAGGAAAAAGUACUACUCUUCGUAAAAAUUGCAAGAUAUUUGAAGAAUUUAGAGAAGAUCAUGAGAAAAGAGAUUUUGUAUCUGCUGGAGCUGCUGCUGGUGUUGCAGCUGCUUUUGGUGCUCCUGUUGGUGGGGCACUUUUCAGUUUAGAAGAAGGUGCAAGUUUCUGGAAUCAGUCUUUAACCUGGAGAAUAUUCUUUUGUUCCAUGAUUUCUUACUUCACAUUAAAUUCUGUUUUGAGUGAAUAUUAUGGAUAUCCUGGGCAGCUGUCAUAUCCUGGUUUGGUUAAUUUUGGAAAAUUUGAGAACUUGGAUUAUAGUUUUAAAGAACUUCCUAUUUAUAUGAUAAUGGGAGUAAUUGGAGGUUUGCUUGGAGCCUUAUACAAUCACUUGAAUUACAUACUUACUGUAUUUAGAAUGAGGUAUGUAAAACACCCUGUUGCUCGAAUAGUAGAAGCUGUUAUGGUAAGCUGUGUCGGAGUCACAAUUGCAUAUCUCACAACAUUCAUUCGUGAUUGUUGUCCAUAUGAAAGUUCAGAUGCAAAAUUUCCUGUUCAGCUUGACUGUGAAAAUGGUCAAUUCAGUGCAUUUUGGUCAAUAUGGUUUCAAACUCCUGAAUCUUGCCUGAGAAGUCUGCUUCAUGACUCUGAAACUAUCUGGAAUUGUCUUACUCUUGGACUUUUUUUCAUUGCCUACUUGUUCCUUGGUUGCUGGACAUAUGGUUUGAGUAUAUCAAGUGGACUCUUUAUACCUACACUUAUGAUUGGUGCAGCUUGGGGUCGAUUAUUUGGAAUGGCUGUUUCAAAACUUACUCUAUAUAUGGGUUUUAGAAAUGAUUCCCUUUAUUAUUCCAAGUUUGCCAUUGUUGGUGCUGCUGCAAUGCUGGGAGGAGUUAUCAGAAUGACCAUAAGCUUAACUGUUAUAUUAAUGGAAGCUCUUGGAAAUAUAACUUUUGGUUUACCCCUGAUGUUAUCUGUUAUGAUUGCAAAAUGGGUGGGAGAUAUCUUUAAUGAUGGUUUAUAUGAUUGUCAUAUUCAUCUUGCAAGUGUGCCUUUCUUAGAAUGGAAGCCACCACACUUCUCUUAUACUAUUUUUGCAACGGAAGUGAUGAGUUAUCCUGUGGUAUGUUUUAAAACAAUAGAAAAAGUUGGUUUUAUUGAGCAUAUUUUGAAAACAGAAACACAUAAUGGUUUUCCUGUGGUUGAAAUAAAAGAGGGAUCUUUUGAUAAUAUUCACACAUUUGGUACUUAUAAGGGGCUAAUAUUAAGAUGGCAACUGAUUGUACUUCUUCAACAUAAAGUUUUUGAAGAAACAAAGAAUGAUGAGAUGUUAGCUUUGAAAGAUUUCAGAGAUUCAUAUCCAAGGCAUCCGACUAUUCAGCAAAUUCAUAUAUCUCCUCAUGAAAGGAACUUCACUAUUGAUUUAAAACCAUUUAUGAAUCCAUCUGCAUACACAAUAUCUCAGAGAGCUUCAUUACCUAGAAUCUUCAAAUUAUUUAGAGCUCUUGGUUUACGCCAUCUACCGGUUAUUGAUGAUAAGAAUUCUGUUGUUGGCAUUGUCACUCGAAAAGAUAUUGCAAGAUUCCGAGCUAGAAAACAUGGAAGAUAUGGAUUAGAAGAACUUCAAGUAUCUGUUGGUUAAAUAUAUGAACUAUGUAAAAGAUCAAAUUUUCUUUUUAAUUGAUACUUGACAUAACUUUUUUUAAACAAAAAUGACAAUACUCUGAUUUGGCAAAAUGAAAUCUUAUAUUCAUUUUUAAAUGUUUUUGUAUUUUUGAUAUACUAAUAGUUGGCAUUUGAUUUUAUUUUUCUGCAUUGAAAAAUAAAGUUAAAAUGAAACAAGCAAUUUCGUAAAAUUGUUCUUGCUAGAGGUUUAGCAGUUAAUUUUUUUCAAUGAAGAUUGAUUAUGUUUUAAAUUCGCCUCAUUGUUUUACUAAGAAAGAAAUGAAAAGAUGAAAAGUCAAUAAAAAAAAAUAUGCUGUUAAAACAGCAGACAGUUUAAAAGACACAAAUUAUUAUUGGUCACAAGUCGUACAUGUGUAUAUAAAUGAUUAACUGUUAAUAUUUUUCAGAACCUUAUUUUGCUGAAGGAUUAUUCAAAUUCUGAAUUGAUUAAUUAUUAUGUAAAUCUUUAUGUAUAUAUAUGUUUAAUUUUUGAAUGAAAUGGUAUGAUCACAAUUUACAAUUUUUGAAUUGAGAAUAACUCAAAUAUUCUUCCUUGGAAAAAAAAAAAAAUACAUUUUUUUGUAUGUGAGAGUUAUAGAAUUUUAUUUUUUAAUAUUCAGAAAAAUUAAAUACUUGCCUUUUUCGUUCCUUAACUAUAUCUGUAUCUAUUGAUAUUACUUCAUCAAAGUUGAUUGUAAUUUUAUAUAAUAUUUUAAAUAGAAUAUGAAUACGAAAAUAUUUUAAGUAUAUUUCAUACUUGAGAAUAAUGACACUUUUUAAUAAAUAAAUUUUUCUACCAUCUUAAAAUCGAUCUGUUUAAGUUAAAUUGAUAAUAGUGUAAAUGAGGGCACUUACCAAUAAAUUUUCUUGAAACAAAAGCAAAGAAAAAAAUGAAUCUUUCUAAUUGAGUCUGUUUUUUUCUUUUAAAAUAAAGUUUUCAUCUGUAAUUCUUUUUUUUUUUUUUCCUCCAUUUUGUUCGUAUAAUUCUAUCUUCUGUAUUUAAGUCUUUUGUGAUUAACAUAAUGUAAAGCACAUUUAAUUCUGAAAUUAUUCUUCCAAGAAGUGUUUUUUCAUCUAUUGAAAACUGUUCAUUUCAAUUUGUGAUCUUAGAAUUCAUUUGUUUCCAUUCUCGACAAAUAUUUUCAUUCUGUUUUACUUUGUUUUUAUUAUUAUCUAUGCAAAACCUUUUUUGCAUAUAUUUAUUUUUUUUAGUAUUUAUGAAAUUUAUUUUUUCAUUCGACUUUUUAUCUUUCAGUUUCUAUUUAUUUCCAUUCAUCAUUUUUGGUUUGCUUCCACCCCCCCCCCCCCCUCUUUACAAUUUGGGAAAUCUUAAUCACUUGAAAAGGACAAUUUUUUAAAAUUAUUUUGUUUAGCUAUUUUGCUGUUAUUUAAUAGAAAAUGGAUUGUCAAAUUUUAAUAAAUAACUCUAAUUUGUUUUUAUUAACUGCAUAAAUUUAAUGUAAUUGAUAUAAAUUAGGAAAUAUAAUUUAUUUAUAAAAUUCAUCAAAAUUUCAAAUUAAAUAAAAUAGGCUAAUUUUUAUUUUAUGAUUUAUUUAUCUGUUUCAUAUCUACAAUAAAAACUAUCAGAUAUAUCUGCCUUAAACUAUGCAUGUAUAUCCUUAUAUAUGUGUUUAAUGAAAAUUUAAAAAAAGAAUAUGAAUGAAUGUUUUCUAGAAUAUAGAGCUUAAACAUGUAUGCUAGUCACAAACUAUAAAAAAAAUAAUAAAUGUUGACUUAUAGUUUUUAUCAAAUAAGAAUUUUAUUCAUCAGUUUCAGUAUAAUUAAUUAAUUCCAAAAGGAGAAAUGUAAUAAAAUUUUGAAUUAUGUUUUCAAAUUUUUUUUCUCUCUCUCUCUAUUUAUUGUAUGGAUUUUCUAUUCUCAUUAACUUUUUACUACUAACUUUUUGACACAAUAUACUAUGAAUUUCUUCAUGAAUUCACUUUUUUACAGAAUUAAACUAAAUAAGGAAUUUACUUCUUAAGGUUAAUACUAUUCUAAGCAAAAUGUUUAUUAUAAAAAUUACAAAAAUGUUUCCUGUUGCAAUUUUUUUUAAUAAAGAUCUUUGCAAUUCACUUGUAAUAAUUUGAAAGAAUUAAAUAUUUGCUUAUGAUUGUAUUAACCCUUAUGCAUUAAGAAAUUUAGUUCUUGAUAUAUGAAUUAAAAGAGAAUUAUUACAAAAUGAACUUUCUAAUGCAGAAAUUAAAUUUUGAAGAUGCUAAAAUGUUUGUUAAUAAUAAUGUUUAAAAGGGAAAAAAAAAUUUAUUUCUCUUGUUUUGAGAAAUAACAUUUGAAUUUAGAAGUAAAAUACUUAUGAUAAUAUAUUUUUCAUUAGUAUGUUUUGAAAAUGAUCAAUUAAUUGGUUUGUUGAGUUUGAAUUUAAUGUGUCGUUCAAUUGAACUAAUUCUUCUUACAUAUUUUUGAUUUUUUUUAAAUAAAAUAAUUUUAGAAUUCUGCUAUAAUCGAUUUUUUUUAAUUAUAAGUCCCAUUCCUAAGAGAAUAUUAUUUUUUUAAAUCACAAAAAUAUUUGCAUGUGACAGCAUAAGUUAAAUUUUUACAAUAAAAAUAACUAAAAAUCUAGGAAACAUUUGUAAUUUAAAUUAUUUUCAUUGAAUUUUAUGAAUAUUUUGCUAUUUAAUUACUUGUGGAAAACUAACUAAAUUAUUUUAAUAUAAUUGUUUAUCUUCUAUUUUCUUACUUCUUUGUGUCUUUGGAGUUACCAAAAAUUUUUCAUUCAAAGAUCAGUUUGGGAAAUAUAUUUCCAGCCAAAAUAGAGCUUCAACUGUUUUUAAAAAAAUGCUAAAAAAUUAGAUUUUGCAGGACUUUUUUUUUCUUCCCUUUUCUAUUUGUAGCUAUAUUACUUCCUGAUAUUUUGCUUUUUAGGCUUUUGUAAUUUCUCUAACUUGAGGACAUGUAACUGUACACUUCAUUCUUCAUUUUCUUUUCAACUUUUUUUUAUUCCCUUAUGUUUUCUUAUCACAUCUGUAAUGAACUGUUUCUGUUAAUUUUUUUAAAAAAUUUCUGUAUUGUGAUAUUUUGUGAGAAUGUUGUUUUGUGUUCAUUAACAAGUUUUAUGUUUUCUCUUAAACAAACGAAAAUAGUAUUUUUUUGAAUAUUUUUUUCCCUUAAUGGAACCUUCUAUACGUAUAUUAAUCUAAUGUUAAUUUUGCAUGUGUGGAUUUAUAUAAUUCCAUUAUCAGUAUGUUAUAUUGCUUAUGCACUACUGACCACAACAGAAAAUAAUAUGCUAUUCUUAAAAUGCAUUGUAAGUAAAUGAAACAAAUUUUGUUUGAGCUGAAUUAAGUCCUCUAGAGUCCCUUGGACAAAGCAGGCCUCGCCUCCCCCUUUGUCCCUUCCCCAACUUCCAGACCACUUAUUUUUUUAUGAUUUUAAUCUUAAUUUAGGCAGUUAUAAAUGGUAAUGUUUGACUAACUAAAAAAAAACUUUUAAUUUGGAGACUGUUAUAAGAUUUUUAUUGUGUCUCACCUAUAAAAAAAAUUCAAAUUUCAAAUGUAAAAGUAUUUUUAAAUAAAAUCGUAAAUAAAAGUGAUAUAAUUUUUUAACUUGAUCUAAAUAUUAUUUGAUAAAAGGAUCUGACAUUUUUUUUAAGUUAUGAAGUAACGUAUUUUGUUUAAAAUAAUGCAAUAUAAAGUUUGCAAAAAGUAAUUUAUUAGUUAUGCUAUUAAAAUAAUGUUCCAAAAGUUAAAUUAUAUUUAAUUUUAUUUAGAGAUAAAUUUCUCUGAAAAUACUAUAAAAAGAAUCUGGAAGCCUCAGGGCAAUUGCCUGCUUUACCUAUUAAUCUGUCCCUGAAUGUUUGGGAAUUUGUUAUGAAGGUACGGCAUAUCUCUAAAAGUAUAGAUAAUGGUUUUAUUUAUUGAAAGUGCAUGUAGUUUCUAUACUGGUUGGCUUAAUUAUCAGAUGAACAAGGAUUUAAUUUUAAAAUAUAUUCCAAAGAAAUAAUUUAUAUCAUAUAUAGGAUAUAAUGUAAAUUAUUUCUUUUAAAUAUAUUUGAAAUGUAUAUUAUUUUUAAUAGAUUUGAAAUUCAUUUCUGUGUUAUAAUAUAUUAAGAUUUUAUUUUCUCAUAUUUGUCUUGAUUUUGUAAUUUACAAAUACAUUAGAAUAAAUAAAUAGCUGCCAUAAUCGUCCUCAUACAUCAAUUCAUGUAAUGCUACUUUCUCUAUGUUAAGUUUUCUACAAUAUUUAUUACUGUUAAUUACUUGUUUUAGGCAGCUGUAAAUACAUUUUAAAUUGAUAGUAAGAACUUAAUGUUUAAAUAUAUAUAAAAAAAAUAUAUAUAUAUGUAUUAGCUUAAUCCAUUCAUUCCAUGCUUGUUUAAUUGAUGUAAAUAUGUAUGUAUUGAAUGCUGUGAUGAACAAGUCUUUUGGUGAAUAAAAAUGUUU
This is a messenger RNA of Argiope bruennichi, 6987 nucleotides long. Its product is annotated as H(+)/Cl(-) exchange transporter 7-like. NCBI's taxonomy places the organism in Eukaryota, Metazoa, Arthropoda, Arachnida, Araneae, Araneidae. Gene Ontology annotation, molecular function: voltage-gated chloride channel activity. The record is from RefSeq and is a predicted model, not a curated record. The coding region runs from base 141 to 2567 and encodes 808 amino acids. Gene Ontology annotation, biological process: chloride transport; transmembrane transport. Gene Ontology annotation, cellular component: lysosomal membrane; intracellular membrane-bounded organelle. The transcript is spliced from 24 exons.